Haliotis rufescens (red abalone) is the source of this 3482-nucleotide messenger RNA. Its product is annotated as circumsporozoite protein-like. The coding region runs from base 184 to 1380 and encodes 398 amino acids. Lineage: Eukaryota; Metazoa; Mollusca; Gastropoda; Lepetellida; Haliotidae. The transcript has 8 exons. The record is from RefSeq and is a predicted model, not a curated record.
AAGCGGUGAAGUGGUUAAUGCUCUAUUGACUAACGAAAUACUGAUAUAUCUGUAUACUGUUAGUUUGUUGUAACGACUGAUUUGAAAUCGACAUGCUAUUGACAUCGUUUGAGCUUGAUUGAUUGAAAUAACUACCUCGGAUCGCCAGCUUGACUAUAGGGACUCCGCGCGGGGUAUGACGUCAUGGCGACCUAUGGGAGACUGACCACUUCUCGGCCCAAGACCACGCACCACACCUCCAGACAACGUUCUCGUGGCGGGUAUGACGAUUAUUCGAGACAGGCGGCACCGCGACCUGAGACGUCAUACAACACACACCCGCAGCAUCCACCCCGAAAGAACGGCAGCUCAUCCAGACGCACGACAUCGCGGCCAGUGACAUCCCACCACACAGACCAGGAGGCGCCCCACAGUAGCCGGAACGUCAACACCAACCACCACACGGCCUGCCUGGUCAGCUUCGACGACCAACCUUUGACCUUUGUGCAACACUCCCGUGCACGACGUCCUGACGUCUAUGACGUCCCAGAGGCGUUGCAGAAUAUCAUGAAGCUAGACGACGGGGUUAUUUCCAAACGUCUAAAGAAGAGGCUGUGUUCCGCCGGUAGAGUGUAUUGUGGAAACAACAUCCUGAAUCUCCACAAACGGAUGCAUGAGAGGCCAAGGCCAGGGUCCUCCCAGUACCAGUGGUCCUCCACCAAGUGUACGAUGUUACUACCCACCAUUGUACGGGGGCCAGCCAGGGCAAAGACAGCUGGUCCCGCCAGGAACCGGAAUAGUGACCCAGAAGGAGGGUGUCCUCGACCUUGGACAGCCGUCGAGAAGAAAAGAAACAAUUCACCCGAACCAGACACCAGAAAUACGACAGGCACGAAGGAAACGCUCAACAAAGGACAAGAAAAAGAGGGUAACGAUCGGGAAAACGCACGUAAAACCAACGCAAACGCAAACGCAAACGCCAAAGCCAACGCCAACGCCAACGCUAACGCCAACACCAACGCAAAGGCAAACGCCAAAGCCAACACCAACGCCAACGCCAAUGGCAAUGCUAACGUCAACGUCCACGUAAAUGCUAACCUCAACGCCAACCGUGAUAGCUCCUCACAGAGUAGUGACUCAUCAAGCGGGAGUGACUCCUCGAGCAGCAGCGACUCUUCAAGCAGUGAUGAGGAGCAGAGAGAAGACAGUAAAGCCAACACGCCGUCCCAAAAGAAGAAGACGGCGAACAAGCAAAGGCGAAGUGUUUCUGAGAACAAAAGCGGUCGCGAUGGAAACCAAAGAAAUGAUGGAGCUAGAUUUUCAAAACCAAGGGGACUUAACUCUGAUGAUGACUACUCCACAGACAGCUCUGAGAGCAGCCGGGACGACAAGGGGAAAUAGUUCAUGAUAAAACAUGCGCUCAAGUGCGCCGGGAGUGCACAGUACUGUUAUGACCAGUUAUUGUGGGCUUUUACUUAGCUGUAGGAUUAAUAAUAAUUAAUAAAGGGCAACAGGAACCAUCAUUGAUUAUCAAGACUAUUUCCAUUCUGCUAAGGAGAAGAUACGAUUAGUAGAGUACCGCAGCUUUAAAAACAUCCCUGCUUCCUCAAGCUUAUGAUGAUGAUGAUGAUGAUGAUGAUGAUGAUGAUGAUGCGGUCGGGUAGCCUAGCUGUUAAAGCGUUCGCUCGUUGCGCCGAAGACCCGGGGUCGAUUCCCGACAUGGGUACAUUAUGUGUGAAGCCCAUUUCUGGUGUCCCCGCCGUAAUAUUGCUGGAAUGUUGCUAAAAGCGGCAUAAAACUCACUCAGGCUUAUGAUGCAUCCUUACUUUAAGACUUUGACAAAACUUUCUUUUGCUGAAAAAUGGAAAAAUAAACCAAAAAGUGUAGUUUGCCUUUAUACUGAGUCAGUCGAAUUUGCGAGAUGCACGUGGAAAACGUUCUCUGCAACUGUUGCAAGAAUCGAGAACCCGGAGCAAGGAUAUCUAUGUUUAUAUGAUUCUUAAUAUUUCUCAUCAAACGUUUACCUGACUGCUUUAACAUAAACAUCGUUAUAGUUUACAUAAUGUAACGCAACGGUUUAAAAAUUUACUUAUAUAUUAUAUAUAAUUAGUGAUGUCAUUUGAUUGUGACGUCAUGGUAACCAGUGACGUCACAAUGGUCUGCAAAGCAUUGUGAUGUAAUUUCAUUGCAGCGAUAUCUACACUGUAGAUAUCGCUUGAUCUCAUCCAAGCGAUAUCUCCUGUGCGAGCCAGUUUUGGAUGAUAAAUAUAAUUAGACGAGGUUAAAAAUAAAGAGUCGUUUAAACAAUAGUCCUGCAACUUACGUGUUUUAAAUAAUUAUGAACACCCUGAACCCAGUCAGAGAUAGGGGCGUUGGGUGCUUAUGUGUCAAAUGGGUCCAUGGCAUUGAUACAAAUGGAAUGGAGAUGUAAAACACUGAAUAAUAGAAGAUUAAAUGCCACGGUCGUUGAUCGGAAUACAUAGUGGUUGUCAACGAAAAGGCCAAGGAUUGAUCAGGCUUUUGCAACUUUUGUUCUCGUCAGAAGGAGCCAACAAUUGCAUAGCCGAGUGUCCUGAAAAUAAUAUACUUUAAGAAACAACCAUUUGAUUUUAGAUGGGAGAAGGGGGCGAAGGAGUGUUCGUUGGUUUGCGAUGAGCAUUUUAUUUGUUAAUGUUUAGGAACUCAAUUAUAUUUUUAAUCAAAUAUAUUUAUAAAACUAGUUGUAUUCUUUGGACACUGAAAAGGGCACGUUAUUAUAGGAGUGUCAUUAGGGCCAUGGAAAAUGUGUCGACUUAUCCGAAGCUCAAGACCGCCAUGGAAAAUGUGUCGACUUAUCCGAAGCUCAAGACCGCCUGAGUGACGAUAUUAGACACUUACUCAUAAUGAUGCAUCGUCUUAACAAUAUGUUGAGUUUAAAGAAGUUCGAGUUAACAUGGUUUCACUGUAGAUAUAUUUUUGUUUAGUCUUCCCUCUUGAUUUGGUUUCGGUAGGGCAGGAUAACACUGCCAGUUUCGAGAACACCUAGUUUUAUCCCUAUUUUAAGAUUUAUUCAUCAAAAUUUGUUGAUUUGUUUGUUUAACGCCGCACUCAGCAAUAUUCCAGCUAUAUGACGGCGGUCUGUAAAUAAUCGAGUCUGGACCAGACAAUCCAGUGAUUGAUAUCAUGAGCAUCGAUCCACGCAUUUGGGAUCGAUGACAUGCAUCAACCAAGUCAGCGAACCUGACCACCCGAUCCCGUUAGUCGCCUUUUACGACAAGCAUAUUUAUUAACACGUGUUUAUGCAUAGUCGGAAUCGUAAAAUAGACGCUUCUUCAGCAGAGAUGUCUCAACAUCAUGGAACUGUUUUGUCGCUUAUUACCUGAAAAAUUCAGUUAUGCCUUUUAGAAAAAUGUAUGCACUAUGUUGCUUUCUGUUUUGCUAAUUUGUUUUCUAACGCAGGUUAUCUUGUCAUAAUUAAUGGACUGCGGCUUAAUGUACAAGACAAUAAAGAGUUUCAUUUUGAA